Molecule: messenger RNA, 9483 nt
Organism: Tachysurus fulvidraco (yellow catfish)
Lineage: Eukaryota; Metazoa; Chordata; Actinopteri; Siluriformes; Bagridae
Product: serine/threonine-protein kinase WNK2-like
Exons: 29
Coding region: 823-7539 (2238 amino acids)
Biological process (GO): intracellular signal transduction; positive regulation of sodium ion transmembrane transporter activity; positive regulation of potassium ion import across plasma membrane
Cellular component (GO): cytoplasm; cytosol
Molecular function (GO): potassium channel inhibitor activity; ATP binding; protein serine/threonine kinase activity
Source: RefSeq, a predicted model, not a curated record
ACACGAAUGUACCCCGUGUCAUUCACAGGUUAGUUUCUCAUCCCCAGCUUCAGUGCUGUUGUCACCGAGCUUCUUUCCUAUUGGAUCGUUUCUGCACAUCGUUACUAUGGGCGUGGAUGCGAUGAAACCCCACACGGAUAGAAAUAAAAGGGUUUUGCGUAGGAAAAUUCCGAGGGAUUCCGAAGAACCGCGUAGCAAAAUGUAUUUUUCAUCGUAUACACGUUGAAUACAAACGCAAAUUACAUGUUUAUCCGCGUGUUUUAGAAGAUGACAACAGCCGGAAAGAGUGGCGUUUGAUUCAUAGCUAUUAGUGUCAGACUCGCCGCUUUCAUGGGUGUGAUUACAAGCCGUUUAUUUGGGAGUCUGCGACCUGAAAAAGCUUCGUAUUUUUGGCGUCGUUUUCAUUUCUUCAGCUCUAACUGCAGCUUGUUUGCUAGCGUUAGCUUGUGCGCGUGCAUGCGCACGUGCACCUGCCUGAAUUAAGCUCGCCGCGUUCAGCUGUAAUUUUGCACCAAACGUGCGUCAGUUAUCACUCAUUUAUUUCUGCGCAGGCAGCGUAAAGCAUCGCCGGCUGCAUGCGUAAAACCGCGAAGGCGUUUUGUUAUUAUUUGUCACGUUAUCAGAUGAACCGAAGUUGUUAAUUGUGGAUCUCGUUCCUCUGUGGAGUCACAGACUUCGUCCCAUGGUGAAGUGCGUCAGCGCGCGCACGCUGCACGAACUCGGCCGCUGCGCCUCCAUGGUGGAAACGACGCCUCUCCACGUGAACUGGAACAGAGGCUGACGUUGUUUGGAAGCGACACAAGGAGAAAAGGAGCACUUAUCAUGGACCCCGGCGGCGGAACCAAACCCGCUGACGGUCCGUUGAUCUCCAAGUGUCCUUCUGUUCCGAAUUCGCAGUGCGAGCUCAACGGGAACAUUUAUGAAUCCAUCAGCGAAGGCAACUUCGGUAAGAUGGACGGCUCGUGCGCGGUGCGUGGUGGCAGCGACCCGAGCGCUUAUCCUCCGCUUCUCCGUGCCUCCGGCCAGCGCUUCAUCCGUAGGAGCUUGUGGUUUGCUGACGACGUGGAGACCCACGAGGCUCCUGAAUACGAUGUCCGGACCGAGAUGUCCACUGUUUGUCUGCGCACAAUCGUGGACCGGACCAGAGGAGCGUGGUCAAGCUUACAGGAAGGCUCGAGCACGGAGAGCCAGAGCCGGGCUGGGCGUAAAGACAGCGCCACGGAGAGCACGAGCGCUGACGAGGAUAAGGACAGGGCCGUGACCAAAGUGAACGCAGGGACAACAAACGGCGGAAAAAGCGCAAUAAAGACCGCGAGCGAGGAAAACGAGGAAGAGGCCGAAAUGAAAGCAGUCGCCACUUCUCCCAGUGGCCGGUUUCUCAAAUUUGAUAUCGAGCUUGGAAGAGGCUCGUUUAAAACCGUCUACAAGGGUUUGGACACCGAGACCUGGGUGGAAGUGGCGUGGUGCGAGCUCCAGGACCGGAAGCUGUCGAAAGUGGAGAGGCAGCGCUUCAAAGAGGAGGCCGAGAUGCUGAAGGGGCUGCAACAUCCAAACAUUGUGCGGUUCUACGACUUCUGGGAAUCUCUGCUCAAAGGGAAAAAAUGCAUCGUUCUGGUGACAGAACUCAUGACCUCAGGGACAUUAAAAACCUAUCUGAAGCGCUUUAAAGUAAUGAAGCCCAAAGUGUUACGGAGCUGGUGUAGGCAGAUCCUGAAAGGCCUUCACUUUCUUCAUACACGUGCCCCUCCAAUCAUCCACCGGGACCUGAAGUGUGAUAACAUCUUCAUCACCGGUCCAACGGGCAGCGUGAAAAUCGGAGACCUGGGCCUGGCCACGCUUAAGAGAGCCUCAUUUGCGAAGAGCGUCAUUGGCACUCCAGAGUUCAUGGCCCCGGAGAUGUACGAGGAGCACUAUGACGAGUCGGUGGAUGUGUAUGCCUUUGGCAUGUGUAUGUUGGAGAUGGCCACGUCAGAAUAUCCGUACUCCGAGUGCCAGAAUGCUGCGCAGAUCUACAGAAAAGUCACCAGCGGGGUGAAACCUGCAAGCUAUAACAAAGUCAAGGACCCCGAGGUCAAGGAGAUCAUUGGCGAAUGUAUUUGCCAGAAAAAGGAAGAACGCUACUCCAUUAAGGACCUCCUAAAUCAUGCCUUCUUUGCGGAGGACACAGGCGUGCGUGUGGAGCUGGCUGAGGAAGAUGACGGAAGGAAGGCCUCCAUCGCACUCAAGCUGUGGGUGGAGGACGCACGCAAGUUGAAGGGCAAGUACAAGGACAGCGGCGCCAUCGAGUUUACCUUCGACCUCGAGAAGGAGGUGCCCGAAUGCGUGGCUCAAGAGAUGGUCGAAUCUGGUUUCUUUCACGAAAGCGAUGCAAAGAUCGUGGGAAAAUCGAUCCGGGACAGAGUGGCUCUGAUAAAGUGGCGUAGAGAACGCACCGUGUCCACAGCCGUGCAGAGCGGGACAGCUCAGACGACACAAGCUCAGGUGCCCAUUAGCACAGUGCCCAGUGUAUGUGAACCCAUAGAGCCUGAGGAAACCGAGGUAGACCAGCAUGUCAAUCUGACCCACAUGAGCGGCAGCACUACGUCCGUGACCUCUGAUAGCGGUAUUGGCUCCAUCAUAUACUCCGACUCCCACAGCAGCAACUUGCACAGUGUCAUUUAUCCGUCGCUGCAUGAACCUGUUUCCACAGCAGUGCAGCAGUCCAGCACUCUGGGUCUUCAGAGCCAGCCAGCACCAGUUGCAUCCAUGCAUGUGCCUGGCCAUCUGUUCCAGCCGUCCCAGAGUUACGUGGCAGCUGUACAAAAUGCCGUACCUGUGCAGCCCAGCUACAUGCCUGCAAGCCAGACGGUGCAGCCACAGACAUACUCUUCACUGCCGUCCACAGCACAACAACAAGCAACGGUCCUACCUGCACAGAGUACUUCAAGUGUAUCCCAGAGCUGCACUUUUACAAGACAAUCCGGGCAACCGCUUGCUCAGGCAAGUGCCACAGUACCACAGAUCUACUCUUGUGGUGUGCAGCAACUUGCUGGCACACACAUUUUACCACCCUUGCAGCAUACCGAACCUGGCCAGACGUUGCCGCCUUUGCAGCAAGCCGCCCCAAAAAAUAUACUGCCUGACCAGCAGUCUGUCGGUUCAACCGUGCAACAUUUGACAAAUGUCCAGAUUUUUCCGGCCUCGCAAUGCACCGUGCAGCCUGUUUCAGCCUACAGAGCAGUACAGCACACCUCCGCGGAAAUGCCAUCACUGCAGCUUAGCAUGCAAACCUCUCAACACAUCUCAUCCAGCGCAGCACAGAAGGGCCAAGAAGAUCAUCUUCAUGCUACAGCGCAGAAGGGUCUUCAUGCAGUGAGCAUGCUCGCUAUCGGAAGAGCAGAUUUUCAAGAAUCCGUUCUUCUCACUGCACCUUUACAACCAAGUCACGUGAUCGACGAUCCGGUCCAACCGACACCGACCUCUCAGCUGUCUUUAGCACACGUUUCUGCUGCUCAACAAGUCCAUCAGACGUCCUCGUCUCACAAGCCGGCUCCCCUCACACAGUCAUCCCUCACUCCGCUUUAUGUCUCCACCGGCCAACCUGUGCCUGCCCCUCCCUCUGUUUCACCGGGGCCUGACUCGCAGAUGGAUGGCAGUGUGCCAACGCCCCACCCACUGCUACCCUCUGCUUCCUCUGCACCAACACAGUGUUCCCACCAAGCCUGCGCACCUCCUGUGCUCACGACUAUAAUACCCACCAUACAGUGUUCCCAACAGGGCUACAGUGUAACUCCCCAACAAAGCACAAGCUCCAUUGCCACAAUUUCUUUUUAUCCCCUCAUGCAGACCACUUCCCCAAUUUACUCAACCAAACUCGUGUCACCAAACACUGCCUCUAUGUCUGCAGGAGCUCCUCCCAUCUUUCAGGCUACUCAGGGAGCUCCCAGUAGCAAUAACCAGUCUCAGAUUGUGCUUCCAGCCCUGGCGAGCUCAUCCCAGUACUCUGUUCCAGUCCAUACAUCUCAGACCAUUGCUGUUCCAGUCCAUUCUGCUCAGACCGUUGUCACCGUGGCUCCACAUGCUACUGCAGUCACUGGCCAUCACGCACACCCUGCCCCAGCUGCCCAGCUGACUCCUCCUGUGCCACAAGGCCUUCUACCAGAUCCUCUAAAUACUGGGGAGUCUCUGGAUAUGAGCCAGGAACUUCAGGCCUCUGCAGUCACCACCAAAAUGACUCAGCAAACACAGCCAUGCAGCAGCAUCACGACUCCUCACAUUCAGCAGUGCGGUGCCAGUGUGAGCGGCGCAAGCCAGCCAGCUACCGAAGUAUUUGCUGAGGAGAGUGCUCUAGAUAAGCAGACAACAGUGGCUGCAUAUGACAGCGUGAACUCUGAUGCCACAUCGGGAAAAGAGAUGAGCGAUGGGAACGAGGGAACGCAUGGUGGGAGGAGCGAGUCGAGGGCCCGCAAACACCAUCGCAAAUCCUCUCGCACACGCUCCCGCCAGGAGAAGACUGGCAAGCCAAAACUGAGCAUGCUCAACGUGUGUAACACGGGGGACAAAAUGGUGGAAUGCCAGCUGGAGACUCACAACCACAAGAUGGUCACCUUUAAGUUUGACCUCGAUGGAGAUGCUCCAGAGGAGAUUGCCACAUACAUGGUUGAGAACGACUUCAUCUUGCUGCUUGAGAAGGAGAUGUUCAUUGAGCAGCUGAAGGACAUCGUGGAAAAGGCUGAGGACAUCCUGAGUGAAGAUGCUGAGGGGGAGAGAGGUUCAGGACAUCUGUCCCAGCCACAUCAAAACCUGAUAGGGGGAGCUGGUUUUGAGGGAGCAAGUCCUCAACAAACUCAGUCUAAUCAACUGGUAUACCAACAAAACGUGCUUCACACUGGGAAACGUUGGUUCAUCAUCUGCCCUGUGGCUGAGACUGCAAGUAAUGGUGAAGACGAUCUCACAGCCAAAGACCCAGAGGGCACACCUCCAGCUCAGAUCCAUGAUGCUAGGACAGGUGAAGCCAGACUUCUGCAGAAUAACCCACCACUGUCUAACGCCGCCCCCCUCAGUGCCCCCGAACAACCCCAAACUGCGGAUGAUCCUCAAAGCACUCAUUCGUCGGGAAUGUCCAUGGUUGCCGACAUCCCAUGCUGUCCUAUUGUCCCACCCACUUCCCAGGCUGAUAAUGCCCAGGCUGACAAUGUGAAAAAUGUCCCCCCUCCCCAGCCAGCCAGUCAUGACCCCAGCCCCGUCUCGGAUGCAUCUCUGAACCAGGUUCAACCAGUAGUGCUUCAGCAGCCAUUUUCCACACCUGUUCCUCCUCCUACGCAGUCACAGCCUCAGAGCCCUGCCCAUCCAACACAAGGUCCUCCUGCUACCACUUCACAUACACAGCCAGGAAGUGGACCAGCUGAGUCUGAUGGGGAAGGGCCUCCUAGACUAGAGUUCACCGAUAGGACAAUAAAGACACUUGAUGAGAAGCUCAGGAACCUUCUGUACCAGGAACAUAAUCCCUCACAAUCCACAAGCUCCACCUCGGAUCCUCCUGGUUCACCUCCAGUAUCAGAUAGCCAAAGCAGCGAUGGACCACUGAGAAGAGGAGAGAUUCUGCCUCAUAUUCCAGAGAGGUCUGACGGUCUCGAUACCUUGAUCGACUCUGCUGUUGCCCCAUCAGAUAGGCAGCUGGCAACUGACUUGGAGGGCAACUCUGAUGGACACCCUACCUCGAAAAGCCGUUUCCAGAUUGUUCCAACGGCACCGGAUAUUGUCCAGCGUUUGGAGCGUGGCAGGAAGAGCCGAACUGACUGCAGUUCUGUGGCACCUGGCCACAUAGAAGGAGAGGCUACAGAUAUUGGAGUUUCCACUGCAGAUGAAAACAGAGGCCAAACAGUGCAGACGUGCCAUAAUAAUCGUUAUUCAGCACCUCCAAACCUCUAUCAGGAUAAGCUCACCUCCAACAUGGAGGCCACAACCUCAAUGCCUCACAUUCAUACCUCCUUUUCCAUGGACGGAGCAACACAUCAUGGCUACCACCUCUCCACAGAUUCCGGUGAAGAGGACAACCACUCGAUUCUGCCCCAUAAACCUCCCAAGGUUGUUCCCAGCCAAUCGGAGCACAGUGGAAGUGAUCUCGUCAAACGGGCUGUAGCUUUCUUUCGUCGCUCUGGUCGCAGCAGCAGCGUGCAGAGCUCUGAUUCACCCAGCCGUCUACCAGUUCUUAAUGGCCAUGCCCCAUGUGUUUCAAGCCAUGCCCACUCUGCAUACGUCAGCAGUGAUAACGACUCAGAGUUUGAGGAUGCCGACAUGAAAAAAGAGCUGCAGAAGCUUAGAGAAAAGCAUAUGAAGGAAAUCUCUGAGCUGCAAGCCCAUCAGAGAAGCGAGAUCGAGCAGCUUUAUUCACGGCUCGGACGCUCCGUGCCUCCUAGCGUGGGAUUCCUGCAUGCUGUACCCCCUACUGGUCGCCGCCGACGAACUUCCAAACACAAGCUCAAAGCGGGCAAGCUUCUUAAUCCAACUGUGCAACAGCUCAAAUCCAACCGUGCCAGCAGCCCGGCUGAGACCUGUUCCAUCAUGUCGGCAUCUCCGGCUAAAAGCUCAGUUCUAGGUAACAGCUCAGUGGCUUCCAGCAGGGCCACACUGCACAGUCCAGUGUCUGAACCUCUGCAAGCAGUCCAAACCCAGCAGCCAUGCUCACUCAAAGUUUCACUGUCCUCUGACAACAUCUAUGAUUCAGCCCCACCUGCUCUCCCAGGGCAAGGCUGGACCGUUUACCACCAAACAUCCGAGAGAGUCACCUUUAAAUCUAGUAGCAAACCACGCACUAGAUUCCUCAGUGGACCCGUGUCUCUGUCCAUCUGGUCUACUCUGAAACGACUAUGUCUAGGCAAAGAGCGCAGUAGUAGGUCAUCGCAUUGCAGUGGCACAACUUCAGUAAGCUCAGCAUCCAAUCAGCAAUCAGCACUAUCUCCCGUUGCCAUUCCUGUACCUGAUCCUCAGCCAUUCACAGCACUCGCUCAGGCUCAGACCAACAACAGCAAUAACAAGAAGCGGACGUUCACCGAAGACUUGCACAAGCUGGUUGACGACUGGGCAAAAGAGACGCUCAGUGCCGUUCCUCAGCCCCGCCCUUCCCUUAACCAAAUCAAACAGCAGCAACGGCAUCAGGACCUGAAGGGCACGCCUACAUGUAUGAGUGGAGGCACAGUUCAGAUGAGGGCUUCUGCACCCCCAAAGUCCUUGCCAUUCCAGCUGCCUCUCUCGUGCCCACUUGCAGCUGCUCCGGGUCCCAGCGUGCCGCCUGCCCUCAGUAACACACCCUCACCCGUUCUCCAUCCAUCAUACUUGCUCCCCACCGGCCCAUUUGGAGGGGUGAUGCCAGCUUCUGGGUUUCCAUCCCAGUGGCCUCAGGUCUCCUGUCCAGCUGGCACAAUGGGGCCAGUGAACAUGAUUGGUGCACCGGGUAUGAUACCCCUCUCUACAUUGGUGAACCCUGCACUGCAGUCCUUUCCUAUGGCACUGAAUGGCUCAGAAACCCCCAUGUGCAAAGGCAGUGCCAGAACUCUAUAACCAUGCCAUUGUUACUGUCCCUUGUUGGUGUUCCUCUGUAAUGCAAAGCUUUCUACUAUGCUAUGUAAAUUAGAACUAUGCCGAUCAUCCACUGACUCCCUGGUUGUAACAGUAACUUCCUACUUAGUUGGUUCUGUUGGCUGGUAAACAAUCACCGUCUGUCAUAGACAUGCUAUGAUGUGCAGGUCUCCCUGGCCUUCACACUGCAACUACAGUACCCAUAGUCCUGUUGCAUUGGUCCAGUGUUAUUGAUGUCAGCAACAGUCUGUAUUUGACAGCAGACACAUCUGUACAUAGCCUCAGUGCUUGUUAAUAGUGUCGGUGUGUGCGAUCGUGCUUGAACAACUGCAACUGGCCUUUAUUCUACAGCCAUAGUGACACAUCAUUUUAUGGUCUGUGUCUGUCGAGUCUUUUCCACAACAGCUCAGCAAUCACCGUUUGCUAAGGCUAAGACGGACAAAAACACCUUUGCCAAUGGCUGCCAGAGUCUACUCACACAAACCACAAAGGAAAUACGACACAAACAUCAAAGAACAAAUCGGAAAUAGUUUUAAAUUCAAUCUGUUUGUAAUAGAAAAUCCAUACUAGAAAAAAACCAAAUCUCUGACUCCGGUACAUACAGUUUGACUUUGUAACUGUUGACUGACAGAAUUGUCUGCGCACAUACAACCGAGUGCUGUCUCAUUGCACACUGCGAAUCCAGAAAAAAGAAAAAGCUUUAAGGGGAAUGUAGUGCCUUGAGAGUUGAACAAUUUCCCCAUGAAAUUUCAUUCAGUACCUUUACCCCACCCUUUCCUCAUCCCUAUAUAGUAAUUGUUUACAGUUUCAAUGCUUUUUAGACAAAGCACUACACGCAGACGCUCGUGGUCACCAAAAUAAACAUCUGCAAAGCUCUUUUGUUCUUACGAUCCCCUCAGUAAAUAAUAAAUAAAUAAAUAAUUGUUUACAGUUUUAAUGCUUUUUAGACAAAGCACCACACGAAGACUCCGUCACCAAAAUAAGCAUCUGCAAAGCUUUUUUGGUGUUACGAUCCCCUCAGUACAAGCACAGUUUAACAUAUUCACAGAUCUUUAUACCUCGAACACUGGUCAUUGCAUGUCUUUGAUAUUGUAGUCUAAAACCAGGCCCUGUUCCUGCAGACGUUUGUGCGAUGCGGUGCUUGAGAAUGUUGUCUAUACGAGGGCAAGUCAAACUUUUUUUGCAUGGUCACUGUAAAGUUUACAAAAUUCAGUCCAGGUUUAAAUUUGUAGGUUGGGUCGGGGGUCCAAAAGCUAUAGAACGCAUUAGUCAAAGUAGCAGUGAAACGUGUAAAAUGGGACGUUUGAUACAGUUUGGCUUGGAAAUUCCAAGAAAAUAGGGGGGGGGCGGGGGGUUGCCUUGUCAUGAGCCUUAUGCACUAUCCAGGUGAAAGAGGAGGGGCUGUGCUAACAUUAGCAUGCCACAGAUCUCUGUAGCGAGCCAUACACUAAUUCAAGUGAAUUUUGUGGGGGGGUUUUUUUGGUGGGUUCUUUUAUUGGUGUAUGUCUUGGAUGUUGUUUAUUUUGAGGUUGGAGGGUGGUGCAAUAUUUAGUUUACACUUGUUACUAUAAUAGAUUUUAGCUUUUUCUUUUUUAUGCUGCUAGAAUGACUCGGGUGAUCCAGUAUAUGGAAAAAAUAAACGAAUGCAGACAACACUAACUUGGGAAGAAAAUUCAUCCCCAGUCAAAACCUACCAAAUAAAAACGAUCCGAAUAUACUCUGCUGCUGGAUGAGAACAAUACCCGAGUAUUAGACGUUAUGUUCCGUCCGUUUUCUUGUUUAGCGGAUGUUAGAUCUUCCUCAUUUUCGAGGGAUUUGGCCUAGCAUCCUGAGCACUGUCUUGUUCGUGCACUUCCCUCUUCCUUAAUCAGAUUUACUCUUUGGACCAGCAUGAUUUAGCCUUUUUUUUUUCUUUUUUUUUUUUUU